AUGCCCAGGCCGAGGUGCUACCUGGACAUCUCCAUAGGAGGCGAGCUCGAGGGUAGAAUCGUCAUCGAGCUCUACAACGACGUCGUCCCGAAAACCGCGGAGAAUUUCCGCGCCCUCUGCACCGGCGAGAAAGGCAUUUCCCCCACCACCGGCGUCCCCCUCCAUUUCAAGGGAGUUGGUUUCCACCGCAUUAUCAAGGGGUUUAUGAUCCAAGGCGGGGACAUUUCCGCCGGAGACGGGAGCGGCGGAGAGUCGAUUUACGGCGCGAAAUUCGAGGACGAGAAUUUCGAGAUUAAGCAUGAGAGGAAGGGGAUGGUGUCGAUGGCGAAUACCGGGCCGGAUACUAACGGGUCGCAGUUUUUCAUUACGACUACUAGGACUCCGCAUUUGGAUGGGAAGCAUGUUGUGUUUGGGAGGGUGGUUAAGGGAUUGGGGGUUGCGAGGUCGAUUGAGCAUGUGAUUGCUAAGGAUGAUGGGGAGCAUGUGCCGACUCAGGAGGCUGUGAUUGCGGAAUGUGGAGAGCUGGCUGAGGGGGAAGAUGAUGGGGUGUGUAAUUUUUUUAAAGAUGGGGAUGUGUAUCCGGAUUGGCCGGUUGAUCUUGAUGAGAAGCAUGAGGAGGUUUCGUGGUGGGUUGUGGCUGUGAAUGCGAUUAAGGCACUUGGAAAUGAGCAGUUUAAGAAGCAGGACUAUAAGAUGGCGCUGAGGAAGUAUCGCAAGGCUUUGCGGUACUUGGAUGUGUGCUGGGAGUUGGAGGAUAUCAAUGAAUAUAACAGCUCCUCUUUGCGGCAGACAAAGUCUCAGAUAUUCACUAAUAGCUCAGCUUGUAGAUUGAAAUUAGGAGACCUAGAAGGAGCAUUGUUGGACACAGACUUUGCAUUGCGUGAUUGGGAGGAUAAUGUGAAGGCUAUGUUUCGCCAAGGCCAGACAUAUAUGGCACUAAAUGACAUCGACUCUGCAGUUGAAAGCUUCAAAAAGGCACUGGAAUUGGAACCAAAUGAUGGAGGAAUUAAGAAAGAGCUUCAGGUUGCUAAAAAGAAGGUUGCUGAUAGGAGUGAGAGAGAAAAGCAAGCAUAUUCUAGAAUGUUCAACCAAUGAUGGCUAUGAAACUAGGCUUUGUAGGAAGUGCAAGGAAACUGUCAGAAGACUUGAGGGAAAAUAUCAGUAAUACUCGAGCUUCAAUCAAAUUUUGUUCAAGUAGAUUGACCUUUUGUUAGACUAGUCUGUAGCACUUAAUGCAGUUUAAAACCUAAUAUCUACUUUCUGAAUUUAAAUGAAACUAUCUUAACAGUUCUCUUGGUUUCUGGAAAA
Molecule: messenger RNA, 1308 nt
Organism: Fragaria vesca subsp. vesca
Lineage: Eukaryota; Viridiplantae; Streptophyta; Magnoliopsida; Rosales; Rosaceae
Product: peptidyl-prolyl cis-trans isomerase CYP40-like
Exons: 9
Coding region: 1-1095 (364 amino acids)
Biological process (GO): protein folding; protein peptidyl-prolyl isomerization
Molecular function (GO): peptidyl-prolyl cis-trans isomerase activity; protein binding
Source: RefSeq, a predicted model, not a curated record